AUGUCAAGAAAGGGCGUUGGCAUCGGCGCCUUUGACCGAAGCCGGCUCACAUCGGCGCAAUUCGCCUCCAAAGGCACGACCCUCCGCACCGCCAACGCCCAAGCCCUCGACGCCCAGCUCUCGGUCUUCCGCUCCCUCCUCCAGCAAUUUGCGCAAACUCACGCCAAGGACAUUCGCUCGAACCCUUCCUUCCGCGCCCAAUUUGCCCGCAUGUGCGCCGCCAUCGGCCUCGCCGUGCGCGUUGUCGAGGUCUGCGGCGAGACGAGGGGCGAGAAUGGCGGGCUCAUUGGCUUGCGGGAGGCGAGUGAGAGGAUCAGCAAGGCGAGGGGCGAGGGCGCGAGCGCCAUCACGGAAGAUGACGUCCUCCGUGCCGUCGAGACGCUGAAACCCCUAGGAUCGUCCUAUAGCAUUAUCCACGUCGGAAGUAAACCAUACAUUCGGUCCGUGCCGCGGGAGCUUAACACGGACCAAAGCUCCGUCCUCGAGGCAGCCCAGGUUUUGGGCUACGUGACUGUUGAGAUGUUGGUUGUCAACCUGGAUUGGCCUCAGGCCAGAGCGCAAACCGCGAUAGAGGACCUCAUGAGCGACGGCAUGCUUUGGGUGGACAAGCAGAUCCGGCCCUGGGAAUACUGGAGCCCAGGCUUCAUGGUAGACGUGGAUGAGACGAGCUUGCAACUACCGUAG
Molecule: messenger RNA, 684 nt
Organism: Parascedosporium putredinis
Lineage: Eukaryota; Fungi; Ascomycota; Sordariomycetes; Microascales; Microascaceae
Source: the annotation of a GenBank genome assembly